AUGGCAGAAGAACGGAGCUUGUACCGACUGAACGGUGUUGCCCAUAUUGCCGGUGCCAUUGCCGAUGAGCCAACUAGGUGUAUCUAUAGUGUGAGACGGCAACAAAAUAUGUCCAUGCAUCACAGGAUCAUCCUGUAUUUAGAGAGGGCUGGAUUGUACCACUUGGCCAGGUUAAACAGUCACUGGUUCUUGUUGGACGAGUCCUUGGUCAGUGCAUUCAUUGAGAGGUGGCGCCCUGAGACGCACACCUUUAAUAUGCCUUUUGGAGAGUGCAUAGUGACAUUGCAAGAUGUGGUGUUUCAGAUUGGGUUACCUGUCGAUGGGGAGGCCUUGAGUGGUUGCCUUGGAGAGUUUGAGAAAUUCAUAGAGGGUGGCCGACCAGCGCAGGAGUGGUUUCAGGAUCUAUUCGGUGAGCUUCCACCAUCGAAUAAGGUCAAGCAGAUGACAGUCCACUUUAUAUUGUUCCAUGAGAGGUUUAGAAUGUUACCAGCAGAUGCGACCGAGGACACUGUUCGUAUUUACGCACGUGCCUACAUCAUGAUGCUGUUAUCCACUCAGUUAUUUGGGGACAAGAGUGCGAACCGGGUACAUAUACAGUGGUUGCCAUAUUUGGCGAAUCUUGAUGACAUGGGGAGGUAUAGCUGGGGGUCGGCCGCUUUGGAAAGGUUGUAUCGAUGCAUUCUCAACUCGAUCCGGUCCAGCCUCAAAUUCAAAAUCAGGAACACCAGGAGGCACAUCAACAUGGACAACCGCACACGUUGA
Messenger RNA from Arachis ipaensis, 762 nucleotides. NCBI's taxonomy places the organism in Eukaryota, Viridiplantae, Streptophyta, Magnoliopsida, Fabales, Fabaceae. The record is from RefSeq and is a predicted model, not a curated record.